AGACUUGGAGCGGCUCUCAGCGCGGCACAUAAACACACACAGCCCGGGCGCAGAGUGCGAGCUGAGCGCGGCACGGCUCCUCUCCGCUCCCACACGGACUUACUUCACUCUUACUGAGAGCAAAAAAGAAAAGAAAAGAGAAGGAGAACAGAGAGAGAGAGAGUUACAUUUCUGAUGAAAACUCAUCGACUUUGGCGUCUUUAAGACCAACUUCCAUUCAAGUUGCCGUUUGCCUGUUUUUUCUCUCUCUUUGCAAACUUCUGCUGGAUAUGCACAGGGAAUUAUUAGGGCUCUAACAACAUAUGUAAAGACGGAACCGCUACAGCAAACAACCCCCGGUUCGGAAGAGCGCGUGCAGCCGAGCUGUGAGUCCCAGGACACUUGCAGCGCCGCGCGACCUCAAAGAGCAUCAGCAUUAGAGCCCCGUCGCGUGCCCGUCCCGCGCGCCACACCGAGCACGAUUCAGCGAGCAAAGGGUCCGCCAGAUCUAUGGCAUUGUGACAAUGAGCAGGCGAGCACAGUUAUUGGAGCAGCUGCGUUUUGUCCAUCUAAAAUGCACUCCUCGAGACAUGCCCUGCGUCCAGGCCCAGUACGGCCCUGCGCCCCCCGGGUCCAGCUACUCCGCCCAGUCGUUCGGUUACCACAGCGACUACAGCGCUGACCUCAUGGCGACGGACUACGCCAAGUGCGAGCUGGGCGGGGGUGAGAUUUCGGCAGCCGCCGCCACUACCUCGCUGCCAAGCUUCAACGUGUUUGUGGAGGGCGGCUUCGAGCCCAAGCCUUCCUGCCUGUACCAGCUGCCCCCUCAGCGGCCCACCAUCAAGAAGGAGGAGGAGAGCUACCCUCCAAUGGCUGUUUCGGACGAAGCUAUGAGUGGCUCCAUGUACUUUAAGCAGUCUCCGCCUUCCACACCCCCAACCCCACUGCACCCCGGACCACCAGGGGCGUCCUCCUUUCUUUGGGACGAGCCCCAUGCCCUGCCGCCCGUCCCCCAGCCCUGCAUCAUGGAGGGUGCUCUGAAGGGCCCGCGUUUUCCACACUUCUACGAGCCCCCAGCCCCCUCCUCCAGCGGCUACGAGGGACCAAUGGGCCUGCCGCUCCGUCCUGAGCGCUCUCCUUCAUCGUCCUCCUCCUCUUCCUCACACCCACCACCCAGCCUGGACACUCAUGCGCACAGUCAUACGCAUCCGCACAUGUACCCGCUGAACAUGGGCAAACCCAGCAGCCUGGCCUUCCGCUCGCUGGGCAUGGGCCCGUGCCCUCCCUCGUUGCUGGGCGAGAGCCUGCCGUCCCCGCCCAGCCGAGCCAGCUCCGGGGAGGGCACGUGUGCCGUGUGCGGAGACAAUGCUGCCUGUCAGCACUAUGGGGUCCGGACAUGCGAGGGCUGCAAGGGCUUCUUUAAGAGGACAGUGCAGAAGAACGCCAAGUACGUGUGUCUGGCCAGUAAAAACUGCCCUGUGGACAAAAGGAGACGGAACCGCUGUCAGUACUGCCGCUUCCAGAAGUGUCUGAGUGUGGGCAUGGUGAAGGAAGUGGUGCGCACAGAUAACCUGAAGGGGAGGAGAGGUCGUCUGCCGUCCAAACCAAAGAGUCCGCUCCAGCCCGAGCCAUCACCUCCCUCACCCCCCCUCAGCCUGCUCAACGCUCUGGUCAGAGCCUACUCCCAGUCCAUACCCCGAGAACUGGACUACAGCCAGUUCAGCGAAGUAGAGACGGGUGGUCUUGCCGAGGCUCAGCAGAUUCAGCUGUUCUACAGGGUGCUGACCGGCUCCAUGGAGGUCACACGCUGCUGGGCAGAGCGACUGCCCGGAUUUUCAGAGCUUCACCACGACGACCAGAACCUGCUCAUAGACUCCGCCUUCUUGGAGCUGUUUGUGCUCCGCCUGGCCAACAGGUCGUUGUUGGCAGAGGAGAAGUUUAUUUUCUGCACAGGGCUGGUACUCCAUAGGCUGCAGUGUCUGCGAGGCUUCGGAGAAUGGCUCGACUCCAUCAGGGACUUCAGCUCCCACCUUCAGAGUCUGAACCUGGACUUACCGGCCUUCUCCUGCCUGUCCGCCCUAGUGCUGCUCACAGAGCAAUGUCCUGGCCUCAAAGAGCCCAAGAAGGUGGAGGAGCUGCAGUCCAAACUCGUCUGCUGCUUGCGGGAACACCUCAGCUCCAGCGGGGCCGGGGGCGUGGCUGCUGCAGGCAAGGCCCCUCCUCCCGUGGCUGCCGUGCUGGGCCUGAGGGCAGAACUCCGGUCUCAGCGCACUCAAGGCCUCCAGAGGAUCUUCUACCUGAAGCUGGAGGAUUUAGUCCCGCCCCCUCCGCUCAUCGACAGGUUCCUGGACACACUGCCCUACUGAUGGCUCAAAGACACGCCCAUAAAGCUUACAGACACACCCACAAAAGCUCACUGAGACACGCCCAUGGCGGCUAUGCGGAUGCAUCACUGAGGGGCGCAGCCUGUUGUCCAGAGAGACUCACGAACUACAUUUCCCAUGAGUCUCUAGUGUGACUUUGGUGGCACAGGAGCUCUGCCAGAGAAGAGCUUUUUUCACUUUGGCUCUGCAUUGGAAAAUGUAGAUGAAUGAUUGUGUGGGAGUGUGUGUGUGUAUGUUGGGGUGGGGAGCAGAGUUGUUCUUUUGGACUAUGGUUCAAUGUGUCAUGGGAAAUGAGCGCGUAUGUGUAUGUGUGUGUGUUUGAGGGAGAGAGUGUGGAAGGAAGUUUCUUUUUUAGUAAGAAAGCCGACAGAAUACUUCACUGUCAUUCAUCUAGACUAUGAGGGCAACAGCUGUUUAAUCACACAUGCACACACAUACCUGCUCUUUUGCGGGAGUGUGGUAAGGGAAUACUCCAAUAUUUUUUUAACCUGAUCUGUACUAUACGGUGGAUUACUACGGACAAUAAUUCCAAUGCGUUUCCUUGUUCUUAGGAAAGAACACACUUUGCUCAAAGACUCAAGACCAGUGACAUAGCCAGAAUUUCAUUUUAGGAGAUAGGCUUGAGCUGAUUGACGAUGGUAUUUGUAACUGCUAAUAGAUUGUAUCUAUCGCGAUGGCUACAUGAUUCUUGUAAUCUGUGUUUCCUUUUAACUUAUAGUUCAUGUCCUAUGUCAGUUCUGAUACACUGUCUGGAUUCUAUAGCAGUACGAGGCAGCACUUUUUGUUACUAUGGUCGUGCUAACAAAAAAGAUAAAGCUGUGCUGCAGCCUUCCACACCUGGAAUAUUUUUUUUUUUUUUUGUGAAACAUGAACUGAAUGACAUUAUGAUUCUGUCAAAGUUGUUAAAAACUAAAAAAAUAGAGCCUAAUAAUAGUAACAGGCUACAAUAACAUAAGGCUGUUGGCAAACUAGCACAACAAGCUUUAGCCAUGUCAUUAAUUUAAUGAUUUAUAGGCUGUUAGCAAGUGAAAAAGUUACUCUCUUUUUUUAAUUUUAUCAAAUUAUCUCCCCAGUUUAGUCAACCCAUUAGCUAAGUCUCCCUUUAUCAUAUCAUGCUACCAAGCUAGGAGGGCAAAGACUAGCACAUGCUUUCUCCAAGACAUGCAAAGCACCACUGCAUUUUUGCGAACUGUUACGAGCACCCAUCAUGAGACGGCUCAGUGUGCCUGGAGGGCCUGGUAGGGCCAUCCUACUCAUCCACAGAGAGCGAGGCCAGUUAUGCUCCCUUUGACUCCUGGCCAUGGAUGGCUGUGGCAUGGUCAGGGAUCAAACUCACGAUCUCCUGAUGAUAGGGUCAAUGUGCCACAUGCCACUCACAAUACUGUCAUCAAUCGGUGAUGGCUAGGGGCAGUAAUCGGACGAUGGUAUAGUCUCACAAGCCUAUUAGGGGGGCAGCUAGGAAGCAUUACAUCCCAGAGAAAUUGCUAUAGUGUGGAUGAUAAGCACCUAGCCAGCUAGCCUACUUAAUUCUAGCUACCAUAACCAGAGAGAAAAAAACACAAUGAAUGGUUGCUGACCUAAGUAGUUACUAUAGCAGCUGAUGGAAUGCCAUGGCAGGUAAAGGCUAUUUAAUCAAAAGCCUACCUUUUACAGCACUAGGGGUAGAUGUCCGGGAUAAAUGAUUAAAGAUUGCGAUUUUCUCAAUGUUCUUUGUCACAUCAAGAAAAUCAAAAAAAGAUUGCAGCAUUGGAUGUUGUUUUCUUUAUCAGGCUAAACUACUUAGCUAGUUUACUUGCAGGUCAGCUAAGUUCCCACAUCUGCAAAAGCAGUAGAUCAGGCAACGAUGUGUUUACUUGUUGCCGUUGAAAGAAAAGCAUUGUUCCUUGCCUUUUUGCAAAGUUUAACUGCAAUGUAUAUGACCAAUGGUGGCAUGCAGACAUGUAAACAUUGCCACAGUCUUAGCGAUCAGCCAAAAUCGUUGAUUAUCAAUGGGCAAAAGAACUCAGCUCUUUAUGUUCAUCCAGUAUUAUAAGAGCACAUGACAAAUUUCAUAGGCAUCAUAGAACUUUUUUCUGUUUAGAAGGCAGAAAUCUGAGGCUUGUCCUCUACAUGAGAGGGCCUAGGCAGACAACUCCACGGUAGCAACUGCUCUGUUCAGAACACAAUUUUCAGAUUUACAUUUAUGGCAUUUGGUAGACGUUCUUACCCAGAGCGAUUUUAAUCAUGUUAGGUAGGUGAAUGCGGUGUUAGGAGUUGUCAGUACAGCAUGCUAUGCUUUGCUGGGGGGAAAUGAACUGUUACCUGCUGCCCUCCAUGUUAUAAUACUUAUAAUAGGAGCCAAUGGGCAGUUGCUUCAGCAUGUGCUUUUCAAGGUUUACUAAAUACAGAGAAACACUUAUUCUGUACAGAGAAAUUAUUGUGUAUGUUAAUCCACCGUAUUCUACAGAUGCAGCACAUAGAAACUAGGUUGAAAAAUGCUGGAGUAUUCUUUUAAGCAUCUCUUAGGUAAGCUUUAGACAAAUGAAUCAACCAUCAUCUGGGCAGGCAGAUAAAAGUGCAUUAAAAUUUCUAAACACAGAAUCACACUCUGUUUCACCCAAAAACUGCAUACAAGUGCAAUUUACUAAGUGCUAUUUAACAGAAAAACAAAAAACAGAUUAGCGAGCAGAGCAGGGAGGAAAGCAAUGGAAAUAAGGGAGCACGUGGGUUCCAUUUCUAUUUCAACUCUAAAUUAUUUUAAUACUAAAGACUCGCCCUGUGAGGUGAAGGUUUUAAAACCGAGCAGAAAAGAGAUUUUCUCAGACCAGUUCUGCGCACUAACUCAUUAAUGACCGCGAGUUCCACAAACUUGAAAGGACUGUAGAUUUUUUUAAUUUUAUUUUCUGGUUUCUAAAAAAUCAGAGAAUUGUAGGGUAGGACUGUAGAACUAAAAAAAAAAAUAAGAGCAAGUAAAGGAGAAUUCGGGCUACAAGCACUUAAAAGGAGAAAGAGAGAGGGGGGUGGGGCGUGGAGAGAGGGGGGUGGGGUGAGGAGAGAGGGAGGGUAUAAAAAAGAGAGAUAGGCCAGAAGGAACGAAACAUUCCGCGUUCAUGUUCAUUUUUUUGUAAGUUUAUAUUGUUAACGCCAUUUAUUAAUAUGGAGAACUUGUUGCAAAAAAAUGUCUUUUAUUUGUACAAAAAG
Colossoma macropomum (tambaqui) is the source of this 5543-nucleotide messenger RNA. RefSeq names its product nuclear receptor subfamily 4, group A, member 3 (gene nr4a3). Bases 504 to 2345 code for a protein of 613 amino acids. Lineage: Eukaryota; Metazoa; Chordata; Actinopteri; Characiformes; Serrasalmidae. Gene Ontology annotation, cellular component: nucleus; transcription regulator complex. The record is from RefSeq and is a predicted model, not a curated record. Gene Ontology annotation, biological process: regulation of transcription by RNA polymerase II; cellular response to corticotropin-releasing hormone stimulus. The transcript is spliced from 9 exons. Gene Ontology annotation, molecular function: nuclear glucocorticoid receptor binding; zinc ion binding; nuclear receptor activity.